AUGGAUACGCCGAGAGAACGUGAGAUUGCGGCUGAGGAUAGCAUCAGAGUUGUCUGUAGAUUUCGACCACUUAAUGAUUCUGAAGAGAAAGCUGGCUCCAAAUUUGUUGUUAAAUUUCCCUCCGGUGGCGAAGAAAACUGUAUAUCUAUUGGAGGUAAAGUUUACCUGUUUGAUAAAGUAUUCAAACCAAAUGCAACACAAGACAAAGUCUACAAUGAAGCUGCUAAAUCGAUUGUCACUGAUGUUCUUGCUGGAUACAACGGCACAAUCUUCGCUUAUGGGCAAACAUCAUCCGGUAAAACUCAUACCAUGGAAGGAGUUAUUGGAGACGCUAAUAAACAGGGAAUUAUACCUAGGAUUGUUAACGACAUUUUCAAUCAUAUUUAUGGUAUGGAAGAGAAUUUGGAAUUCCAUAUUAAAGUUUCUUAUUUUGAAAUUUAUAUGGACAAAAUUAGAGAUCUGCUCGAUGUGUCCAAGGUAAAUUUAAGCGUCCAUGAAGAUAAAAACCGUGUUCCUUUCGUGAAGGGAGCAACUGAAAGAUUUGUGUCUAGUCCAGAAGAAGUAUUUGAAGUUAUUGAAGAGGGAAAAUCGAAUCGACAUAUAGCUGUAACAAAUAUGAAUGAGCACAGUUCUCGUUCGCAUUCUGUUUUCUUAAUAAACGUUAAACAAGAAAACUUAGAGAACCAAAAGAAAUUAUCGGGUAAAUUGUAUCUGGUAGAUUUGGCGGGUUCUGAAAAAGUUUCAAAGACUGGUGCUGAAGGUACAGUACUUGACGAAGCUAAAAAUAUUAACAAAUCUCUGUCGGCGUUGGGUAAUGUAAUAUCUGCGUUAGCCGACGGUAAUAAAACUCACAUACCGUAUCGAGAUUCUAAAUUAACACGUAUCCUUCAAGAAUCACUUGGUGGUAAUGCUAGAACAACAAUUAUAAUAUGUUGCUCACCUGCAAGUUUUAAUGAAUCUGAAACUAAAUCAACAUUAGAUUUUGGUAAACGUGCUAAGACUAUCAAGAAUGUUGUAUGUGUUAACGAAGAAUUGACUGCAGAAGAGUGGAAACGUCGUUAUGAGAAAGAAAAAGAAAAGGCUGCAAGGUUGAAAGGAAAGGUCGAGAAAUUAGAGGUUGAAUUAUCACGCUGGCGACAAGGAGAGACUGUCAAGCCAGAAGAACAAGUUAAUCUAGUCGAGGCACCUGAAGUAAUAAUACCACCUCCAAAUGUCGUUGUUAAAGAUGAUGGACCUAUGCCGGCUAUCCCCGGUGGCGGACUUAUGGCUGGUUCUCUUUCAAAUGAAGAACGCCAGAAGCUCGAGGAAGAACGUGAACGAUUGUACCAGCAGCUUGAUGAAAAGGACGAAGAAAUAAACCAACAGUCACAGUAUCUUGAAAAGUUGAAAGAACAACUCGAUGAACAAGAAGAGCUUAUUGCCAGUGCUCGCCGUGACUACGAACAGCUGCAGCAAGAAAUGAAUACUAUUAACCAAGAGACUGAAAGCGCUAAAGAGGAAGUUAAAGAAGUAUUGCAAGCGCUCGAAGAAUUGGCUGUCAAUUAUGACCAGAAGUCACAGGAAGUUGAAAUUAAAAAUAAAGAACAUGAGACUUUGUCGGAGGAAUUGCUGGCUAAACAAACUGCACUUAAUUCAACCAUGUCUGAGUUACAACAAUUACGUGACAUGUCUACUCACCAACGUAAAAGAACUGCUGAGAUGUUGACUAAUUUAUUGAAAGAUCUUGGAGAAAUUGGUGUCGCUAUUGGCGGAGAUGAAAAUCUCAAGUGUCAAAUAACGCCCGAUAUCAAUGGAAAAGUAGAAGAAGAAUUUACAGUAGCAAGAUUAUACAUUAGUAAAAUGAAAUCAGAAGUUAAGAAUUUAGUACAACGUUGUCAGGGAUUAGAAACAUUCCAAGCGGAUUGUAAUAAGAAGAUAUCAGAGUAUGAAAAAGAACUUGGUGAGUGCCGAUUAUUGAUCUCUCAGCACGAGGCACGUAUGCAGACACUUUCAGAGUCGAUGAAAGAAGCGGAGGCACGUAAACGUAGUUUAGAAGAGAAUCUUGAUUCUCUUCGUGAAGAAUGCGCUAAACUCAAAGCGGCUGAACAAGUCCAAGCUGUCACCAAUAAAGAAAAAGCCGAAGAACAAGAGGCUGCGACGAAAAUGCGAGCUGCCUUGAAGGAACAAAUGGAUCAACUGCACAAUGAUCACCUGAGUCAAAUGGCUGUACUGAGAGAUGAAAUAUCUGAGAAACAAAAUAUAAUUAGCGAACUUAAGGAUCUCAACCAGAAAUUCACAUUAGCUCACCAGCAAAUGCAGUCCGAUUACGAACGAUUGAAACAAGAGGAAGCUGAGAAAUCUGCUAAAUUACAAGAGCUGAUAUUAAUGAACGAACGCCGUGAACAAGCUAGAAAAGAUCUUAAGGGAUUGGAAGACACUGUUGCUAAAGAGCUUCAAACUCUUCACAAUCUUCGUAAACUCUUUGUUCAAGAUCUUCAGGUCAGAAUCAAGAAAUCUUCGAUUGCCGAAGACAAUGAAGAUGAUGGAGGUUCUUUGGCACAAAAACAAAAGAUUUCAUUCCUCGAGAAUAAUCUCGAUCAACUUACAAAGGUUCACAAACAAUUGGUCAGAGAUAACGCUGACUUGCGAUGUGAGUUGCCUAAAUUAGAGAAAAGGUUACGAGCCACUAUGGAACGUGUUAAAGCUCUCGAGACUGCACUACGUGAUGCCAAAGAAGGUGCAAUGCGAGAUCGUAAACGAUACCAAUAUGAGGUGGAUAGAAUUAAGGAAGCAGUAAGACAGAAAAAUUUGGCACGACGUGGACCUAGCGCACAAAUCGCCAAACCAAUUCGCGCUGGACAACAUCAUAUGUGGAUUUACACGUUCCUCGGUCGUGAACGUAAAACGAAAUUCUUCACUUUUACAGAAAAUGAACGCAAGAAUGCAUUUGCCGAUGAAAAGAAACGAAUCCCCGAUUUGGAUUUAAUUUACAACUCUUACACAUAA
Cotesia congregata is the source of this 2985-nucleotide messenger RNA. The record is from the annotation of a GenBank genome assembly. Lineage: Eukaryota; Metazoa; Arthropoda; Insecta; Hymenoptera; Braconidae.